Molecule: messenger RNA, 4018 nt
Organism: Pseudo-nitzschia multistriata
Lineage: Eukaryota; Bacillariophyta; Bacillariophyceae; Bacillariales; Bacillariaceae
Source: the annotation of a GenBank genome assembly
CCCAAAGGCCUUGCUUCUCGAUCGAAGGGACAAGCGAAGCAACUAGAAUCUCAUUUGUCAAAGACACGAGUCUGUGCGAACAACCAUGAAGCUCUUCAAGAGCAGCAAGAAGAAGAACAAGGGGCUCGCCGACGGCAGCGAGAAGGAAAAGAGGCGGUCCUCCCUUUUCGGAAAGGGCAAGAAGCAAAAGCAAAGGGCCGGCCGAACCAGCGGGAUCCAGAGCACCCCCUUUCCCGACGAGGCGGACGAUGCGGUUACGGCCCGGACGUCGGUCCUCUCUCCGGCCUCCUCCUCCGGCGGACGAAGCAGCCCCGGAUUCGGCGACGCCCACCGGCCAGCCCUUGGACACUGGGAAGGCCACGACCACGACCACUCCGGCAGCAGCAGCCACUCGAACGGCGACAAGAACGUCGGCAACAACGUUCACAACGACGACGACGACGACGACGACGACGAACGCUUCCUCGCAAACCUGCUGCUGGACGAAAGCGACCACAGCGGAGAGGGAGAAGCUCCCGGAGCCGGCAUCCCCUCCUCGAGCGGCCUCCUCGAGAAAAUCCUGACCCACCUGACGGAGCAAGAGCACAGGGAAUGGGCCGCCGGCGCGGGCGACGACAACAACGACGAUUGCGACGAAAAAACCCGCGGCAACGACGAGCCAGCCGAGAAAGGCCUCCGGCAGAUGCUCCGGCGGACGGUGGACUGCAUGGACCACGAGCCGCACGACCUGCUCGUCCAGCAGCACGGCACCCGCAUCGUCUACAAGCUGGCGAAGAAGCUGUUCUUGCGCCGCCGCGAGAAGGAGCAGAGGAAGGCAAGGCGGCGGAGACGGGAGCGGGACCUGCGCUGGUACGAAGACGACCAUGGUGGCGAUGGAAGUGGCGAUCGCACUGGCAAACAGAAAACGAGCCCGGAGCCCAGCGACAACAACGACCACGACGACAACGACGACGACCACGACGAAUACCAAGAAGAAACGAACGAGCUGAUUCUGGACGCCUCGGACACGAUCCUCCAAGCCAUGGAAGACUUUCCGGACGACGAGGCCUUGCUGGAGGAUUCCUGUCUCGCACUCGAGGUCCUCACAGACAAGAACUACUACAGCAAGAACUACGGCAACGCCAAUCGCCAUGCCGCACCGGCCUCCCUCUUUGAUACCAAGACCACCAAGCGGAUCCUAGAAGAAAUCCUCAUGACCAUGGAGGGAUUUGCCGACAAUCCCGUUGUGGUGUCGUCGUCUCUCGGGCUGCUCGGGAAUCUCUCGUCUACCACCACUACCACCAGCAAGAGCCAGGCGGGCGGUUCCUUCUCCAGUCCCAACCACGACGAUCUCCGACGAAAGCUGGCCAGGUACGCCAUUCCCUCCAUACUGCACGGAAUGAGAGAGCAUCGGGACGACGCCGAGCUCUACACGAAGGGAUGCAAGGCACUGGCCAACUUUACCCGGGACAAUCCUUCGGCCCAGCACCACCUGGCCUGCAAGGAAAACCUGGGACUGAGGAUCGUGGCCGAGGGACUGAACCGCGGCGCCGGGGAACAAAACCCCAACGAGCUGGUGCUCUUGCAGAACCUGGGGCUUCGAUCGGCGGCCCUCGUGGUUCUGAAGCACCUCUCGACCCAUCCCUCCCUCGAGGUCAAGGGAAAGAUCGCUCUCGGUGGAGGAGCGGCGAGGAUCGUCGACCGACUGCUGCAGGUCUUGCAGCAAACCGGAAAGGAACUCAUCGAGAACAACUACCAGGUCGAGCACAGCGGACGCGAUUGCGGACGCGAUUGCGGAGAGGACGACGAAGACGACGACGACGACGAGGUCGGAAUCUCGCUCUCGGUCCUGCAAGACGCCCUCCAAACACUGGAAAACCUCGCCGACAUCGAGGGGGUGGUCACCAAGGACGAUCCACGAUCCCCCCACCUUCCCACGCUGCACCGCUCCCCGCACUCGGCGGCUACCAACUCGGCCGAGGACAUCCAGAAGCAGCUCACCAAGGCCGUCAAACCCGUCCUCAACACGGUGCUGCAGCAUCCCAACCGGCCCUCGGUCCAAUACCGUGGGCUCUGCUGCAUCCAGCGCCUCACCCUCGGCCACGCCGACGCGAUUGCCAACCACUACGGGGGAAUAUCGACCCUCCUCAACGUUCUCUCGUCCCCCUCGCCGGAGGCAGCCUUUCUCUCCCCCUGCGCGGGAAUCACCGAGUCCGACAUCCACCAAAAGGCCCUCGCCUGUCUCACGGGGCUGCUCUCGCCCUCCUCCAACGCGGACGGGCUCGAGCUGGUGGCCUCGAUGGAAACCGAGGACGGCCUGGCCACGAUCUUCCGGACCGUCCGCAUGUACCAGUCCCGGCCGGAGCUCAUCUCGUCCGCCUUUGAGGCGCUCUUCUACCUCAGCUGCCGGGCCCGGGUGGUCCUGGCCAGCAUCGCCGAGGCCGAGCAGAGCCGGAAGGGGGCUUCCUUCUCCCAUUUCUCCCACGGGGCCGAGGCCGAGGCAGCCCGCAAGCUAAGGGACCAGCUGUGCCUGGAAGAAAACGUCUUUGUGCUCGUCGGAACCAUCCAGCAGUACCUGCAGGCGGACGAAUCUAUCUGCCAGCGCGGCCUCGGGAUCUUGCUCAACGUGCAGGCAUUUCUAAUUGCCACGGCGGCCGAGGCGGACGAAGGCGAGCCGCGGCGGCAAUCGCAAUCGCAACCGCAUUCGCAUUCGCAACCUCGGUCCCACGCGCCGCCGACGCAGCGCGACGUGCUUGCGUCAAACGGCGGAAUCAAGCUGGUCCUCGCGGUCAUGAGACUGCACGGCCUGGCGGUGGCCAUCCAGGAAUACGGCGUGGGGCUCCUGGCCAGCAUGCUCGGCAGCGGCAGCAACAACACCAGCAACGGACACACACCAAGGAGCAGGGCGGCCGCCCUCCGCGAGUUUUUUGACGAGGAGGGCAUCGUGACGGUCAUCUCGGCCAUGGUCAUCCACCCGGACCACGCCCUCAUACAGUCGACGGGCUGCGACGUCCUCAUCAGGCUGGUAGUGGUGGACCACUCCCCCUACAACCUGCUCGAGGCCGACCCGGAGGCAACGGCGGAAGCCGCCUUCUACAAGCGGUGCAUCCUCGAGGACACGAACGCCCGAGCGGUCGUGGAGGACGCCCUGGAGCGGUUUCCCACCCAGAAGUACCUGCAGCACCGCGGGGCGAUCCUCCUUGGGGCCCUGUCGUCUCCCGGGGCGGGCAGCGGCACCGCGGCAAAGGCACGCAACAAGGCGGCCCUCCUGCGAAACUCGGUGACCACGGCGGCGGCGGCCUCCUUCUCCACGGCCCUGAGCUCCUCCAACAAGCUGCUCUCGUCGGUGGCGGCGGCGUCCUCCUCGCCCGUUUCCAGGGGGUAGACCGAUCGGCAAACGCCGUAGGCAAAAACGCGUCGAGGCAAACUACCAACACCCCGCGGGUUGUUGGCCCUCGGAAAGCAAUCGGCGUGCAUCGUCGCGUGCGGAAAACGAUGCGAAACAGAAUGCGACACGAAGCGAAGCGCUGUCGUCGGUCCUAGCGGUGCCGAGAGCAGAGCAAGCACGACCGAAUGCUGUUCUUUGAUGCGAUCCGGAGCCCGCCCGGACGGACAACAAACCACACGACGCGAUGCUACAACCUGCCAUUGUUGCCGUGCCGUGCCGUGCCGUGCCGUGCCAUGCCAUGCCAUGCCAUGCUUGAACACUUCAGAAGAUACUGAUUGGUUCUACUUUGAAGUUGAGGACUUCUUAGACUUAGUAGAAUUGUUGAGUCCAAAAACCACACCAGCACUACUACUAAGAAAUUUUCUUUGAGUUUAUGAUGAUGUUGUAGUAGUGCCCAAAAAGGUUCUCUGGAAAAACACCCAUCAGCAAUGUAUGUGUAGAGAAAAGAAACCCCCUCUCUGACUAAAUAAUACUCUGAUUCAGAUUGGCUAUUUCUGAGAAGUAACAGAGCAAGCAAGCCUAUCUACUUGUUCAAGAAAAGUGGUACUUUUUUUUGCUCAUAACCUGUUUAAAUAUAAUAGGACUAUUUCC